Molecule: messenger RNA, 1637 nt
Organism: Cydia splendana
Lineage: Eukaryota; Metazoa; Arthropoda; Insecta; Lepidoptera; Tortricidae
Product: pickpocket protein 28-like
Exons: 13
Coding region: 12-1616 (534 amino acids)
Biological process (GO): sodium ion transmembrane transport
Cellular component (GO): plasma membrane
Molecular function (GO): ligand-gated sodium channel activity
Source: RefSeq, a predicted model, not a curated record
CUAGCUCUCCAAUGUCAAAAAAGAAUAGCGAUCGAGAAAAUAAAAGUGAUAAUCACAAUGACUCCGACUCGAAGUCUUCGAAGAGACCUAAGCCACGUCGGAACGUGAUCUGGGACAAUACGAGGGAGUUCUUGAGCAACACCACGCUUCAUGGGUUCCGGUAUCUUCUGGAUGCUAAAUCUAGUUGGUUUGAAAGAUUAUGGUGGCUGUGCAUGGUGAUCGCGAGCAUCGUGGUGUGCGUGAUCUUAAUAAGGAAAGUGUGGAUCAAGUGGGACGAAACUCCGGUCAUCGUCAUUUUCGCAGACACUAGCAACUCCGUGUGGAAGAUCCCGUUUCCAGCUGUGACGGUAUGCAGUGAGACCAAGCCCCGGCAAAGAGUUUUUAACUUUACCAAGGCUUACCAUGAACGGAGGAGUACUCCCUCCACCAUCAGCGCGGAGGAUUUAAAAAUUUACCACGACAUGCUGUUGUUGUGCAACAAUCCGGAAAGUGAUGGUCCAGAAUUUGCUAAUGAAAGCUCCAUUGAAACUCUGCAAAAGCUAGCUCCGACCCGUGACGACUUAUUUCUAAAGUGCCUAUGGAAGAACCUGAGCUGUGGAGACAUGUUCUAUCACACACUCACCAAGGACGGCUACUGUUUUACCUUCAACAUGCUUUCUGCCGAGAACAUGUUCAGGACUGAAAAUUUACACAAGGAUUACUAUCACGUCGCUAUUCAGAAUGAUAGCGAAUGGAAUUUAGACAAAGGCUACCCCCCAAAUACGAAUGUCAAUACCUACCCAUUGCGAGGGCCUAGCUACGGUGGAGUCGAAUUCGAAGUUGUUUUAACAACCGACACUCGAGAUAUGGAUCUAGUCUGUCGCGGCCCUGUCCAAGGCUUUAAGGUCUGGCUUCAUAACCCCGCUGAAUUGCCAAACAUGGGUCAGAACUUCUUCAGAUUGCCAAUCCAGUACCAAUCGGCUGCCUCCAUUACUCCCAAAAUGAUGGAUACUUCGGAAGGGCUGAAGGGUUAUUCACCUAGGAAACGACGGUGUUAUUUUCCCGAGGAUCGCUACCUCCGAUUUUUCCGUAUUUACACACAAAGGAACUGCGAGCUGGAGUGUUCUUCUAAUUUCACUGCCAACAUUUGUGGUUGUGUACCCCUUUACAUGCCACAUGGUCAGGAAACAAAAGUAUGCGGAGGAGGGAAACAGAAAUGUAUUCAAGAUGCUCUUGAGGAACUAUCGUUAAGAAAGUCCGUGCUGAUGAUGAAAACUGAUUCACUCUCCGAUGUGGAGGCAUGUGAUUGCCUGCAAGCGUGCACGGAACUGAAAUAUGACGCGGAGGUAUCCCAGGCCGUCUACAAUCUGUCCAACUACAUGGACAAUGCUGAUUCGGAUAUAGCCAAUGGAUGGCGCAUACCUUCAGGCCUGGUGAUAUACUUCGCCGAAGACCUAUUCACGACGCUGCGCCGCUCUGAGCUGUAUGGAGGCGUCGACUUCGUCGCAAAUUGCGGAGGCAUCAUGGGGCUGUUUAUGGGCUUCUCCUUUCUCAGUCUCGUUGAGAUCGUCUACUACUUCACUAUUAGGUUAUGGCGCCGGGUGAAAGAGUCUUCAGCUACAGUAGCAGCCCAGUAAAAUUUAUACGAGUUGAGCGCA